Molecule: messenger RNA, 690 nt
Organism: Mytilus californianus (California mussel)
Lineage: Eukaryota; Metazoa; Mollusca; Bivalvia; Mytilida; Mytilidae
Product: neuronal calcium sensor 2-like
Exons: 3
Coding region: 15-593 (192 amino acids)
Molecular function (GO): calcium ion binding
Source: RefSeq, a predicted model, not a curated record
GAAUACAGUGAAACAUGGGAAACCAAAUGAGGAAAGACUUACCGGAAAAAGACUUUGAAUAUCUAGAAAAACAUACAGAUUUCCGGAAACCGGAUAUUAUGGAGUUUUAUAAAGAAUUCAUGAAAAUCAAUCCGGAUGGAAAUAUGAAACUUGAAGCUUUUCAAGACUUUUUGAAAGGUUGUUAUAAAGAAAAUAGUUCCGAAUUCGCUGAACGUUAUUUUCAUGCUGCAGAUAAAGAUAAAAGUGGGAAAAUAAAUUUUAAAGAAUUUUUAUUAUUCUUGAACCAUGAAUGUACUUCAGAUCCAGUGGAAAAACUGAAUUGGGUGUUCGAUUUAUUUGACAUUGAUGGCAACGGUACCAUUGAAAGACCAGAAAUGAUUAAAAUUUAUAAGACAGUUAAAGAUUUAAGGAAGAAACGAUCAAAAUACGACCCAACUCCAGGACAAAUAGCCGAUAAAAUGUUUGAGAUAUGCGAUAAAAACGUUGACGAUAAACUAACAAAGGUAGAAUUUAUAACUACAUUUAUGGAAGAUCCUGUUUUGUUUGCAAUAUUCUGUGGAAAUAUGACAGAAGACGACGAAGAAGACACGUGAAAUCUUAGGUUGUCUGUAUAUUAUGAUUAAGAUGAUUCAUGAAAAUGACAAAAAGAUUGCUUUUACAUUAAAACUUAUUCUGCUUAUAAAAUUUGCA